AUGCUCCUCGUCAUUACAGGGGUUGGCUUCCUCAUUCAUAUCUAUUCAAUCGGCUAUAUGAGCCAUGAUUCGGGGAGAACGCGCUAUUUUGCUUAUCUCAACCUGUUUGUAUUUGCCAUGUUAAUCCUCGUUUUGGCGAACAAUUACCUGAUGAUGUUCAUCGGUUGGGAAGGCGUUGGACUCUGUUCUUAUCUAUUGAUCGGUUAUUGGUUCGAUAGAAAAUCUGCCACCGAUGCCGGCAAGAAAGCUUUCAUUGUUAAUAGAAUCGGCGAUUUUGGAUUCCUGCUUGGGAUGUUCACCUUGUUUGCGGCGUUUGGCACAUUGAAUUUUGACCAACUUUUUGGGCUCGCCGAAACCAACACCUAUGAGCAGAUUUUCGGGCUCUUCGUCGGCGCAGUGGGUAAGUCCGCACAAAUCCCUCUCUACGUCUGGCUCCCCGAUGCGAUGGAGGGUCCCACGCCUGUUAGUGCGUUGAUCCAUGCCGCCACGAUGGUCACGGCUGGCGUUUACAUGGUCGCACGCUCAUCAAUUCUGUUUAACCUAGCACACACAGGUGUUGUCGUCGCUUGGAUCGGCGUUCUCACUGCCCUGUUCGCUGCAACGAUGGCGUUGGCUGCAAAUGACAUCAAGCGGGUGCUGGCAUAUUCGACUGUGAGCCAACUCGGUUAUAUGUUCGUGGGUGUGGGGGUUGGUGCGUAUACUUCUGGGAUCUUCCACCUGAUGACACACGCUUUCUUCAAAGGAUUGAUGUUCCUUACAGCUGGCAGUGUGAUGCACGCCAUGUCGAAUGAACUGGAUAUGCGGAAGAUGGGUGGACUGAAAUCAAAGCUACCGAUUACCUAUUGGACAUUCCUCAUUGGUGCCCUUGCGAUUGCGGGUUUCCCGUUCUUGAGCGGUUUCUGGAGUAAAGACGAGAUUCUACACAACGCUUGGGAUGGUGGAUACCAAAUAAUUUUCGGGAUUGGGCUGCUGACAGCGUUUCUAACGGCGUUCUAUAUGUUCCGUCUGAUCUUUGUAGUCUUUCACGGUGAAUCGCGUGUCGAUUCAGAGGUUGAGUCGCAUCUCCACGAAUCGCCACCGGUGAUGUGGAUUCCGCUCGUGUUGUUAGCAAUUCCUUCUCUAAUUAUCGGUGCAAUCGUUGUUGGUGUAAUCUUAAUCGCCCUUGCGAGGCACAUUUUAGGCGAGUCAGGACUUAAAUGGAUCGCUCUGAUUGUUACGCUGCUCACUUUUGCCGUGUCGCUAUCCCUCUAUACCGGGUUUGACGCAGACACACAUGAGAUGCAGUUUAAGGAGGAACGUACUUGGAUCGAGGAGCUUGGCAUAAGCUACCACCUCGGCAUUGAUGGUAUCUCACUCUGGCUGGUUCUGUUGACCACUUUUAUGACGCCGAUUUGUGUGCUAGCAGCAUGGAAUUCGAUAGAAAAAGGCACCAGCGGAUUCAUGGGUUCGCUCCUCAUGCUCGAAACGGCGAUGCUCGGUGUGUUUUGUGCGUUAGACCUCUUCCUCUUUUUUGUGUUUUGGGAGGCGAUGCUCAUCCCGAUGUAUCUACUGAUCGGCAUCUGGGGUGGACAUCGGCGCAUCUACGCGACGAUUAAGUUUGUGCUGUACACAAUGGCGGGCAGCGCGUUGAUGCUUGUUGGGAUUUUGUACCUCUAUUUCCAAAAUGAUAAUAGUUUCAACCUGAUGACCUUAUACGGCAGAUCAUUAUCACAUCAGAACCUGCUAUUCUUGGCGUUUUUCAUCGCCUUUGCCAUCAAAGUGCCGAUUUUCCCCUUCCACACUUGGCUUCCCGAUGCACACGUUGAAGCACCGACGGUUGGCAGUGUUAUCCUCGCGGGCGUAUUACUCAAAAUGGGGACAUACGGCAUCGUACGCUUCUGUAUGCCACUUUUCCCGGAGGGUGUUGCAGCGUAUACGCCACUUAUCGUAACGCUGUCUGUGAUUGGUAUCAUUUACGGCGCAUUGGUAGCGAUGGUGCAACCAGACCUUAAGAAACUGGUUGCUUAUUCAAGUGUGAGUCAUUUGGGGUUUGUCGUGCUUGGACUUUUCGCCCUCAACCAUCAGGGUGUGCAGGGCGGUAUCCUCCAAAUGAUUAAUCAUGGGUUAAGUACCGGCGCACUUUUCUUGCUCGUCGGGAUGAUCUAUGAACGCAGGCACACUCGCAUGAUUGCCGACUUCGGUGGAUUGUCAAAACAGAUGCCGAUUUUCGCCGUAUUUUUUAUGAUUGUGACGCUUUCAUCAAUUGGAUUACCCGGUUUGAACGGAUUUGUCGGGGAGUUUAUGAUUUUGCUCGGCGGCUUUAUGUCUGAUUCAUUCUCUAAAGUGUAUGUUAUUAUCGCUGCAACCGGUGUUAUUUUGGCAGCGGUGUAUAUGCUCUGGAUGUUCCAGCGCGUCAUGUUUGGCAAACUCGAUAACCCAAAAAAUCAAACCUUGACCGAUUUGAGUCUGCGCGAAAUCGUUGUACUGGUUCCAAUAGUGGUGUUCAUCAUUUGGAUUGGCGUUUACCCCAAACCGUUUCUGAGCCGAAUGGAAAAAUCAGUCAGUCAAGUGUUACAACAGAGCAGAUCCACGGCGGCGGUCGAGGCAGCUGCUCCCGCAAUUGUACUGGACACCACGACAAAAGAGGCAAAAAAGAUUGACGAAUAA
Molecule: messenger RNA, 2646 nt
Organism: Geodia barretti
Lineage: Eukaryota; Metazoa; Porifera; Demospongiae; Tetractinellida; Geodiidae
Source: the annotation of a GenBank genome assembly